AUGCGCUACUCCAUUGUCUUCUCUGUCCUUCUCGCUGGUGCCACCGCCGCGCCUGCUCUGGCCCUCCCCGUCGGACUUUGGUCCCGUGCGGCAGAGGGAGCCCAUUCAGCGCAUUUGCCCAUGAGCAUUAGUGAGCCGAGGCAUCCAUUAAGCCCAUGCCAUCGAGCAGCCGACGCCGGCCGAUGCGUCCUCUUCCGCCUAUGGGGUUUGGGCAGCCGGCGGUCUUCUGCGUCCAUAGUCAUUGGGACGGCCGACGGCAUAGUGCAACCGACCUCGGAUGCAUCUAUGGCCAUCGGUUGGCCGGCGUCGGAUGGGUGCACCUUGCGGCCUUUCCUGUUAAGACGUUCGAAGACCGGCGACCCGACGUCGGGUGCCCCUAACACCAUAGGAAUGGCCGAUGUCGGUGGGCCCCAUACUCAUCGGGCAGUCGAGGUCGGCCGGCCUCCCGCUCCGCCUCUUCAACCUCAGGGCGAAUUCAUUCGGUACCCAACAUCGGAUAUCUCCAUGAGCAUCGGGUGGCCGCGGUCGGGCUGCACGAUAUGCAUCGGACACGCCGAUGUCGGGCAGCCACACCAUCCGCCUUUCCAAUGUCGGCUGUCCCCUCCUGCGUCGGAUGGGUCGGCUGGCAGGGGGUCCCUCGGUUGGGUAAUGUCGGCGGUCUGCAUGACCAUAGGCCAGCCGAGACCGCAGGCCCCUGGGCUCACGCAGGGGCGCUCCGCUGCUCCCGCGAGCCUCCGUCCGUACCUGCUGACUCCGAAGCGCCCGCCCGACGCGUACUCCCUCCCGUCUGCCUUUCGAUUUAGCGUUCUCAUUGGCCAGCUCCUUGCGCAACACGCCGUCCGCGGCAACGCUGGUUCAGCAAUUGCUGCGGAGCCUGGUUUGCCGGCGCGCGACGCGCCUGAGCAAGCGAGCCCGAUGGGCCUCGCAGGCGGCGCUCCUCGCGAGAUCUGGGAUGCGUCGCCUCCUCCGGUUCCCCCGCCCCUGUACGGGGCACAAGACUUCCACCAGCAGUGGACCUGGCCGGCAUACCUGCGUCCGGACUACAACCGACCCUGGACCCGUGCCACGGUGUCGUUACGUGACCUCCUCCGCACCAUGAUAGAGCUGGUCCGCGACAUGCAGCCGCACUACCACGGCGACUCGCGCGGGGUGCCCGACCCGACGAACUCAAUACGAAGGCAUGCAACAGAUGCAAUCCGCGUGGGCCCCAUGGUCCACGUGUACAAAAUUCUCUGGCGGGAGAGGGGCCCUCCGCUCGUGUGGUCGAUGGUCGUCGUGGCGGCGCACCCGGAGCAGGAGGUG
Messenger RNA from Fomitopsis serialis, 1302 nucleotides. RefSeq lists its product as uncharacterized. The transcript has 7 exons. The record is from RefSeq and is a predicted model, not a curated record. Lineage: Eukaryota; Fungi; Basidiomycota; Agaricomycetes; Polyporales; Fomitopsidaceae. The annotation marks the transcript as partial.